UGUCAACACAAGAAAGGUAAACAACAGACCGCAGUACGUCAGAGACCAUUUGUUAUCGUUUUUACACCAUCCAGAAGUAGAAACACGUAGAAUGCUGAAAAGCGGAAAGAAAAAUGUUCCCCUCGAUCGUGGUUGUGUCUAAUUUUCAGUAGUAGUGAACGAUCUCCCCGCAUACCUUCUCCGGCCUUUAGUGUAUUCUUCUAGCUCAUCCACCUAACAGCCCCCCCGACCAGCAGAGAGUGUUGUUGUAGGUGAUUGGUGGCCAAAGCGAUAGGAAAGAAGUUUUGCUCCUGGUUGGGACAGGAACGGAAAUGAUAACAACAAAAUACUUGUUUCUGCUCAUAUUGAUUACUGUGGGUUUUGCGUUCAUCCUGCUGUACAACUGGUUCUCGACGAAGGUCAUCCUUGCCGAUAAGCAGCUAACGAUUCAUCUCGCUGAGGGUAACAAUGAGCAACUGAUACACAGCAACGUCAAUCAUUGGCAGACGGCCACGGCCAAGGUGGAUGACAUCACGACGUACCGAAACUACGAUGAAAAGUUUGUGAUAAUUUACAACCGGGUACCGAAGACGGGCAGCACCAGCUUCGUCAACCUUACGUACGAUCUGUGCAAGAAGAAUGCAUUCCACGUACUGCACAUUAACAUUACCGCCAACAUGCACGUACUGUCGCUUCCUAAUCAGCUCAAGUUUGUGCGGAACAUAACCGCAUGGGACAGCAUGAAACCUGCCUUCUACCAUGGACAUAUGGCUUUCCUAGACUUUUCAAAGUUCGGCAUGCCAUCGAAACCGCUGUACAUAAACCUUAUCCGGCAGCCGCUAGAUCGGCUAGUGUCGUACUACUACUUCCUGCGCUACGGGGACGACUAUCGCCCGUACCUCGUGCGCCACCGGGCCGGCGAUACGAUGACGUUCGACGAGUGUGUCGCCCGCCAGAAGCCCGACUGUGAUCCCACCAACAUGUGGCUGCAGAUUCCUUUCUUUUGCGGGCACCAUGCGGAGUGCUGGAACCCGGGCAGCAGCUGGGCCCUGGAGCAGGCAAAGCGCAACCUAGCGAACGACUACUUCCUGGUCGGGUUGACCGAGGAGAUGGACGAGUUUAUCGAGCUGCUGGAGCUUUCGCUGCCCCGCCUCUACCGUGGUGCGGUGACACACUUUCAAAAGUCAAACAAAUCGCACCUGCGCAAAACCAAGUCCAAGGUUGAGCCAGCCGCCGAAACGGUCGCGAAGAUCAAGGAAUCGACCGUGUGGCAGAUGGAGAACGAGCUGUACGAGUUUGCCCGCGAUCAGUUUCACUUCGUGCAGAAGAAGCUGCGGACGCCGGGCAGGAAUGUGAUGCAGGACUUUAUGUACGAGAAAAUUAAACCAAAUCCAAACGGUGCCGCCAAGAACUGAUACAGGAAUCGGGAUCCCGCCCGCAAGG
Messenger RNA from Anopheles arabiensis, 1422 nucleotides. It is a transcript of the gene Hs2st, whose product is annotated as heparin sulfate O-sulfotransferase. Gene Ontology annotation, molecular function: heparan sulfate 2-sulfotransferase activity. The record is from RefSeq and is a predicted model, not a curated record. The transcript has 4 exons. NCBI's taxonomy places the organism in Eukaryota, Metazoa, Arthropoda, Insecta, Diptera, Culicidae. Gene Ontology annotation, cellular component: membrane. Bases 312 to 1394 code for a protein of 360 amino acids.